AUGGGCAGUGCCUCACAUACAGAAGGUGGAUGGCUCAUCCUCUUUGCCAUCACGCUGAGGCUGGUGGCAGCUUGCCCUCCGUCUUGUGUGGUGUGCGCCAGAGACGUAACCCUCUGUCAUCAGCUAACCUAUGUCUUAGCAGCACCUGAGACCACGAGGGUCUUAGUCAUCACCGAUGGACACCUCUCCUCUGUAGACAGCACAAAUCUGUCUCUCUUGUUUAACCUUGCCUUGCUCUCCCUGAGCAGAAAUGGCAUCAAGGAGGUUGAGGAAGAUGCCCUGUACGGCCCGACUAAGUUGCGCACACUGCUGCUGGGCCACAACCGCAUAUCCAGCUCUUCUCUGGCUGACCACACCUUCGGCAAGCUCCGCCACCUGCAGGUGCUGGUGCUCAGCAGCAACACUCUGCGCAGCUUGCGAGGGGCCUGGUUCCGAAACACUAGGGCCCUGACCCGGCUCCAGCUGGAUGGCAAUCAGAUUACUAAUCUCACAGACAGUUCUUUUGCAGGCACGAAUCUCCACCGCCUCAGGCAUCUGGAUUUAUCUAACAAUUUCAUAUCCUACAUUGAGAAAGAUGCUUUCCGGUCUCUGUCUCAACUACAGGAAGUGGACCUUUCUCGUAAUAGGUUGGCCCACAUGCCGGAUGUUUUUACUCCACUGAAGCAGUUAAGCCUUCUGAGCUUAGAUAGUAAUCAAUGGAGCUGCACUUGUGACCUGCACCCCUUGGCUCGCUUUUUAAGAAACUACAUUAAGUCUUCUGCUCACACUCUGAGAAACACCAUGGACAUAACCUGCCGGCCGUCCACUCCAUCUGUGGCCACACAAAGUGUGCUCAGGCUGUCUGAGACCAACUGUGAUUCCAAAGCCCCCAAUCUCACUCUGGUUCUAAAGGAUGGACGUUCCCGCCUCCCAGGGCAGGAUGUGGCCCUGCUGACCAUGCUGGGCUUUGCAGGAGCUGUUGGUCUCACUUGCCUAGGGUUAGUUGUAUUUAACUGGAAACUCCGACAAGGCAAACCAAAUGAACACACAUCAGAAAACCUUUGUUGCAGAACCUUCAAUGAAUCCCUGUGUGCUCAUGAGGCAAGAAAUUACCUCGCUAAAGGAUACUGUAACUGCCACUUAACUCAGGAAAACGAGAUAAAGGUCAUGUCCACUGUGGGGCCCGGAAAGGAAAUGCCACUUUUACAGGAAAACAGCCAUCAAGCAACACUGGCCUCUGAGUCCACAGCCCCUGAUGCAUCAUUUAGAAACCUGAAAGGAAAAGACAGUGUAGACAGUGCUUUCUUCUGCCUGGAUCGUAGACUCCUGCAGUCAGGCUGCUCAGAGCCUCCUGGGAAAAGGGAAGCUUGUAACGAUGUAGCUUCACUUACAAAAUAUUGUCCAAAGAGUGUUGAAAAGUUAAGGAGUCUUAAGCUUGAAGAAGCCCAAUCUCAAGCCCUGUCACAACUUGUAACAAGAACAACAGAUAUCAGCAGUAACACAUUUAGAAGAUAUGCAACAUCCGCUUCAGCUUUGGCAAGAGAAAAUCUUGAAAAGCAUUUAACAAAUGAAUCAUGGCAGCCUCCAAUAGAAAAAGAAGACAAUGGUGUACAACCUCACAGGCAGAGACAUUUUAUUACAAGCUCAAAAGCCAAGCCUUGUGAGCCCGAGGAACACUAUGUACAAAAGAUCUUAUACAAACAUAGAUCAAAAUAUGAUGAUUCUCGUGGACUGUUAAAAUGGAACAAGACUAGAUAUUUUCAGCCAAACAAUGCCCUUUCUUGUAAAUAUGUGCUCUGUGAUCAAUUGCAAGAUUAUGUAAAAGAAAUAAAGCUAAAUCGUAGCAAACCUUCGAAGUCUGAGGAAGAACAAAUUCAAAUUAAUAGUGCAAUAGAAAAAUUCCUUAAGAAUGAAGAUAAUAUAGAUUUUUCAAGGCUAUCAACGAAAAUCAAGAAAACAUAUUCCCCAAAGAAGGCUAAUUUCUAUGAUCCUGAUGUAAUAGGAAAAAAGAGAUUGGUUAUAUCACUCAAAACAUCAACCUACUGGAAACAGCAAGAAAGUCAUGGUAAGCAACUCAUCAACUUGGAUCUCAAAAAAUGUAGCAAACUUGGGGACAAAAACAAAGGAGGAAAAUGGUUUACUAAUCCAAAGAUUCUGAAAAAGAAGAGAAUCAAGGAACCUGAUCUCAAAGGGAAAAUUAAAGGACAAAAUUUAAGGUUGAAAUUAAAUUUACACCCUUUUAGAAAAGUCAGAGUCCAUCCAGAAAAGUCCUUACCAGAGCUCCCAAGGAAACAUAAACAAGUAUUAGUACCUCCUAAAAUAUUAUCUAAAACUUCUGAGAAAAAAACCAAAAUAAACCUUGUGUCUUCUGCAGAUUUCCCUCUACAGACAGAGAGUAACAACGGUGUUAAACUCACUUCAAAAAGGCUGCUUCUCCAACAUCCCUCAAAGCAGACCAGGUUUCACAAAAGGAACAGUAAAAGUGCUCCUCCCGUCAGGGCUAAGACAUUGUCUGCAGGCAGCCAGAGCUCUGUGAAGGACUACCCCUACCCACCUGGUCUUUUUCCUAAUGCAGACUCAACCACGUCACCCCAGCCUAUACUCGGAGACGCUGAAGACAACCCCUCACACUCUCAUUUCUCAGCUGAGCCACAGAAAGGUGCAACUCAGCUCCAAGUGGACGCUCCUCAUUAUUUACCAGAUACUUUGGAAAAUGCAAGAAGUUACAUUUCACCAUCUCAACCUUCCAGUGGGAUUGACCUCAAGGCAACAGGGCCCACUGAGCACAUGGAGCAAAACGAAUCAAAGACCAGUGAACUAAACCAUUUUUCUCUGUCCCUAAGAAGCCAAACACAAAUAUUAGAUGUCCACAAGACUGACACCUACAACAAGGAACACCUUUUAGAUCAAAAUCAAGUUUUACAACAUAAAGAACAAAACUCUUGUCAUGAACAACUUGGAAACAAAACAAAACUAUUAAUGACAAUGUCCAAAAUGUCACAUCCACUUUUGGAAAGUUACAUUAUGGAUCAUGAAGGAAAUAAAGUAGGAACAAAUCUUCCUAACACAGAGACUCAUGAUUCCUUGCUCAUUCCCUGGACACAGUCCAAGAACAACCUACCAUUUAUGAUGACAGAUCCUAUUCCACACCAAAAUACAAUGGAGCUUCCCAAGGAAAUCAGUACUUCUCCUCUCGGUGGCCAAGCCAUCUGGCAUCUAACCAACAGUAGCACAAAAGGAAUUGACAGAACAAAUACAUUGCCGAGAAAGGAUGGCACUGAAGACCUAGAGACAAAAAUAGUAGAAAGAGAAGAAGAAAAUAUACUCACUGAAAGCGAGACAAAUUCUAGUAUGUUGAUUUGGACUACUCAAAUGACCUUGAAAGGCACCACAAAAGAAAAGCAGGAAACUCAGGAAAAUGGAAGAAGUGUGAAACCUGUAUUACAUGAUUCAAGCUCUGUCAAGGAGGCCAUUACAGUUAAGGAUUUGAGUAUUACAAGUUCCCAUGAAACCAGAAAUGGAAUACCUUCUAAUGAAACAGAUCCUGAGAGUAACAGUAAUAUGUAUGAUUUGAAAGAAAUUCAAAAUUUUCAACCAGAUAAAGAUAACAGAGGACACAGAGAUGGCACAAUGAGAGUGGAGACAGAUGGAUUAAAAGAUAUUCAUUUUAUGGCAGAAAAUGAGGUAUCUCUAAUUCCUAAUAAAAUAAAUGAAGCUGAAAACUCUCCCCCAAAACCUGUACUCUAUCCACCAUCUGCUGAAUAUGCUAAUACAACACCUUUAGAAGCAGAACUUAGGGAACAAAAUAACUCAAAUAAUAAUUUUCUACUUUAG
Messenger RNA from Heterocephalus glaber (naked mole-rat), 3813 nucleotides. It is a transcript of the gene Lrrc53, whose product is annotated as leucine rich repeat containing 53. The record is from RefSeq and is a predicted model, not a curated record. Gene Ontology annotation, molecular function: protein binding. Lineage: Eukaryota; Metazoa; Chordata; Mammalia; Rodentia; Bathyergidae.